AUGGAAAAUCAAGAUAAAAUAGUGAAACUACCUUUUAAAGAAUCUAAAUUAAUACCAGAUAAAUACUUGGAGAUAUCCCGGGAAUCAAUAGAAGAUAUUGAAUAUAAUGAAGAAAAGGAAACCUUUUCCUAUAAUCCUGAGCUUCCAAGUAAUAAUUUUACUAUUCCAUUUAGAAAUGUAGAUGAUAUUCCUAAAGAUUUAUUCAAUCCUCUACUAACUAAAAAGAUAACUUUACGAAUGCCUCUCAAUGAAGGAAAUUAUGUUAGAGAAACAACACAUACAUACAGCAUUGAGUCGUUAUAUAGACCAUAUCAAAUGAUUAAUAUUCAAGAUUCAUUAAAAUAUAUAGAUACUCUUACUAGAGACGUUUGGGAUGAAUUUAUCUCAAAAAAACAAAAUUAUUUGUAUACAAUUAAAGAUUGCAAUUUAUUUGAUGAACUCCUAAGAGAUUUUGAUGUAAAGAAAUAUACAAAGGGAAGAAAGCUUCCUACUACUCAAAUAACUUUUCAUGCAAAUUAUAGAUGA
This is a messenger RNA of Cryptosporidium muris RN66, 525 nucleotides long. RefSeq lists its product as uncharacterized. The record is from RefSeq and is a predicted model, not a curated record. The coding region runs from base 1 to 525 and encodes 174 amino acids. NCBI's taxonomy places the organism in Eukaryota, Apicomplexa, Conoidasida, Eucoccidiorida, Cryptosporidiidae. The transcript is spliced from 2 exons.